This is a messenger RNA of Diversispora eburnea, 408 nucleotides long. NCBI's taxonomy places the organism in Eukaryota, Fungi, Glomeromycota, Glomeromycetes, Diversisporales, Diversisporaceae. The record is from the annotation of a GenBank genome assembly.
AUGUCAGGUCUUAAUAUUACAACUAUUAUUGAUAAAAAAGUUAAAUCAGUGAAGCUCAUUAAUAAUCAUCCUGGAUAUGAUAUGAAAUAUGUACAGUCAUAUAUUUACAAUUAUUGUGGUAUUAAUGAUUAUCAACGAUACUUCGAUAAUCUUUAUGAGACUGAAAGACAAUACGAUACUUUAUCAGUUAUUCGACCACACGAGACAUUGAAGCAAUGGGCUAUUCGUGUUAGAAUUCCUUUACAAGAGCUGGUCUCUGAAAAGAAAAGAAGUGUAUAUCACGUACAUUGUUUAUUUGGAGUAUUUGGAAAUUCUAAGCUAGUUAAUCAUGAUUACUACAGACCUAGAAUUCAUAAGGCCAAUAUGGCGAUAUGUCUAGAUUGUAUGAAGCUUAUUCGUAUUGAUAAU